Molecule: messenger RNA, 759 nt
Organism: Seminavis robusta
Lineage: Eukaryota; Bacillariophyta; Bacillariophyceae; Naviculales; Naviculaceae
Source: the annotation of a GenBank genome assembly
AUGAGCCAACCGCAAACCAUUGCGCAACCAGUGCCACCAGCGCAGGCGGCACAGCAGCAGCCGCCGAAGCCCCGAAAUCGAACAUGGGAUGAGAAUUAUGCUCAGCUUUUGGUGUACAAGGCGCAGCAUGGGCACUGCGACGUGCCGUUGAAUCACAAGAACGACCGAGUAUUGGGCAAGUGGGUGGCCCAUUUGCGAGAGAACUGCAACCAGAGCAGUCUCUCAACUGAGAGGCGUGAAGCCUUGAAUGCCAUUGGCUUCAAUUGGAAUCCUCAUGAACAAAAGUGGAUGGAAAUGUUCCAGCGGCUUCAGGGCUUUAAAAAGUCAGAGGGUCACUGCAAGGUGCCAACGAAUUGGAAACCAGACAAAAAGUUGGGCAAAUGGGUGAUGCGCCAACGAGAAAAGCGAAAGAAUGGGAUUCUACCAGAUGCUCGACGAGAAGCCCUCGAGUCGAUUGGGUUUGUCUGGAAAGUGCACAAGGUGGAGCAGAACAAGGAGACACGAAAAACGCAACACGUUGAUGAAAAGUGGCAAGAACGCUAUCAAUCCUUGGUCAAGUUCGAAAAAGAGAAUGGCCACUGCAAUGUACCAAAGGUCUAUGACAAAGACCCACAGCUGGGAAAAUGGGUCCAGGAACAGCGAGUCAUGUACCAACGCAAUUUGCUCAAAGCGGAGCGAAAGAAACUUCUCGAGGACAUUGGAUUCAUCUUUAGUUAUCGAGCACAGAAAAUCCAACAGGAUUGGAACCAAAUAGUAUGA